UGCCGAUGCUUUCCUAAACGGUGAUCCAAAUUUCAGAUCUUAUCUUAAUUUUCUUAGAAAAUAAUAGUAUAUUUUAUUGUGAAAAUUGGAAAAAAAUCUGAAAUUAGAUUUAUUUUUGAAAACUACAGUUUUAAAGUUAAAGCACUAACCUUUUAUAAAUUAAAUUAUAAAUCUUUAAUAAAGUCCUAUAAUUAUUUAGUAUCUAAAUUAAAAAUAAUGGAGAACAAAAUUUAAAAUGUAAAAUAUAUCAUAUGUAUAUAUAUAUAUAUAAUAAUUAAGACGUUGUUCGUGUAGUAGGUGUACAAGUCAUAUAUUAAAAAACUUAUUAAGAUUUUCUGAAUCACGUUUCAGUCUAAUUAAUACUUCAUUCAUUUCUUAAAAAUAUCAUUUUAGAUUUUAUUUUUGUUUUUAAAAAUGUCAUUUUGUAUUUUAAUGCAUCAUUUAAAAUAAACGUUUCAUUUAAUCUUAUUUUAUUAAUGUAUUAAUUAAAUAGAGAGAAAUAUUUAAUGUAUGAAUAGAGUAUAAAUAAAAAAUUUAAGUAUUUUUUCAUAUGCGUAAAAAGCUUUAAAUGACAAUUUUAAUGCAAAGAGAAAAUAAUAUUAUAAAUAAUUAUUAUUCACUUUUAAAACUUGCCACACAAUAAUUGUUCUCUAAAUUUUAGUUAUAUUGCUACAAUUUUAAUAUCAUUAUGUCACAAGAGUCAGUAGUUACAACCUUCUUCCAAAAUUAAUAUCAUAUGAUUAAAUUUUAAUUAAUCUUUUUGAAACAAUUAAGUUUUAAUUAAUAUAUUGUUCACUUUUGUCAUACAUUUAUAAUUGUCAUACUCUAUUUAUAAACACAUCAAAUUGACCAUUUAUUAUAACACAUAUCAAACAUCAAAAAAAUGUUGAGAAUAUGAAUAUCCCUUACAUUUUUAGACAUAUCAUAUGAAUGGUUUAAUAUAUUAAAUUUAGAUAUAGUUAUGUUUAAAUAAUUAAUGAUCUUUAAGAGAAACAGCAUACUAUAAAAACCAAAACCACCAAAAUUGUAUUUUAAGCAAAUCAUAUUUUAACAACUGUUUAACGAAGAUCACAACUAUUCACAAAUCAUAAAUAUUUUGCUAAAAUCAGAAUAUUUUAUCUAUUUGUAUUUUCUUUGAGGUGAGAUUAUAUUCAUACUUUAUAUACAAUAAAUGCUAAAACCAAUAGAUUAAGAUUAAUAAAUAUUAUAUUUGAAAGUUAUAAAUAUCAUAUAUCACAUAAUUAUUUAAAUAAAGCUGUUCACAGUAAUGACUAUAAAUCAUAUAAUCCUAAUAUGGAAUAAAAUUAUAUGUUUUUAUAAAUAUAAUGUAGAGAUUUUAUUAACAAUGCAUGACUUUAAAAAGUAUUAAAAUAUAUUAUUUAAUUAUAUAAUUUUCAGAUUACAUGCUUUUUUACGAUUGCAAUUUUUGUGGAUUAGUCUGUAAAGCAUGCAAAUUAUUUUUAGUUACAAACACAUAUUUUUUAAUAUUCUAUAUUAUAUUUUAUUGACGGAAAUAUUAGAUGUGAAACAAUACAAAUUUAUAAUUUCAGUUAUAAAAUAUCCAAAAAUAAAUUUAAUGCCAGACGUUUUAAAAUGUAUGAUUAAAUGUUAUCUCCUAAAAUAUAAAUAUGAUAAAUUAACGCAAUAUAUAUUAAGUUUGUAUCGAUUAGUUUUUACAACAACUGUUUUAUUAAAAGUAAACAAAAUAUUUUGAAAUUAUUAUCUUGCGGUAUACUACGAAUUAUAAUAUAGCAAACUUUUGAAAAUAUAGUUUCCACUUAUAUUGAAAUUUUAAUAGAAACUCAAAUGCUGAAUAUAUUUGAUAUUCCAAAAUUAUGCUUGAGGUUUUAUUCACAUAUUUAAAUUAAAAAAUCUAAAACUCAAAAAGUUUAAAAUCUGAUAAUAAAAUUUGUAUUACAUAAUUUUCAUUCAAGUUUGAAAUAUUUAAAUCAAAUUUGUUCGCCUUUUAAGUAAAUCGAAAUUUAGAAACUGGAUAUACAUAUAUACCAAAAUAAAAUCAUCAACGCAUCUCAAACUUCUACAUUUAUAAAUAUAUUUGUUUCCAAAUAUACUAAAUAACUAGAAUUAAAUUCAAGGAUGUGAAUUUUUGACGUUUUACUGGAAGUUGCUACAAUUAGGUUAAAAUGAUAUUUUACAGUUCUUUUAGUGACCUUUGUAACAAUCUUGGAUGAUCGGAAGUUAGUCAUAUAUUCAAUAGCCUAAAUUAGCGUCUCUAUCUCUACAUGCAAAGAUGAGGAAUUGUGCCUCAUACUUUUGGCCUCCAAUCUCUGUUCUGAAAAAUUAUCUAAAUUCUUAUAUGGAUCAUAUACAUUACACUAUCUAUCCACAUCUACCCCAUCCAUGAUAUAUUCUAUUAGUGACCCUUGUAACAACCCUGGAUUGUUGGUAUUUAGGUCAUCUAUGAUUUUAAGGUAGUUGAUAAAUUUAAACUAAUAUAACAAAUGAGACAAAACUAAUUGAUGCAAUAUGCUAGUCCAACUUAAGGUCUUUCUAUUAGACCCUGACCCACAUUACUAUUUUUCUCGGAAACUUCCUGUGGUGCUUCAGACUACUCAACUCUGAACAAAACUGUAAAGACUAUCUAAAAGGUUUGUGCAGCAUGAUUUUAACAAAUGUGGGUUAUUAGUAGUCUUUGAGAACUGGAUAUGUAUGAUAUUAUAGAAUGGUUCCAGGCUUCCUACGGACUAAUUCACAAGCUAAAAUGAAAAUAUUGAUAUAUUGGAUAGUGGAGAUUCACGUAAAUUAACUAUUUCAUGCGACACAUGUCCCAACAACUUUAUCCUAAUUUCUUGAUUUUCUUCAUCAAACAAAUGUCAUAUUAAAAAUAUAAAAGAAACAAUCAAAAAUAAAGAUCAUCUUUAAAAUUUAACAGAUAAGCUUAUUAAAUCUAUUAUAUCAAAUUAAAAUUGAAAAUUAAAAGGGUUAUUAAUUACAACCAAAUACAAUUCCAUAAGUUGAGGUUAAAAUUAAAGGAAAGUAAGACAGUACCAGUAUAUAAGGGAAGCAAUGUGGUUCGUCUUCUUCAUGUCUUCUUCACAUUGUGGAGUUUUAUCAUUUGUGUGAGUAAUGUUUUUUUUCUAGGCUUUGAUUUUUAUUUUUCUCGUGUCAAGAGAUAACGCUUUAAAGUUUUCAGAAUUUGAUUUUUGAUUUUUUUUCUUUUUGGUUAAAAGGCCUAUAAAAUCUCUUCUCAAAUGUUGAUUAUUUUAUCGGUUUCAAAUUUUUUUUUACUUAGUUAGCAAUGAUUUUUGUUUUUGUUUUUGUGGCAGCCUGGUUAUGUGAUUUAAGGGGAGAAUCAUCUUUGAUCUAGGGUUCUUCUUUCACUUCCUUGUAUACGAUUUGGCUGUAUUUCAUUUAAUAUCUACUGGCUUUGCAAAAUUUAGUUUCUCUCUAAAUUAUUGAAUCUAUUAAGAAAUAGUGAAGUAUAAAUUCCAAAGUUUGAUCACUUACGCAGCUUCUUCCUUCUUGCUUCCUAUAAAAAUGUUUGGGGUUUUUUUGCUUCUCUACCUUUGUUGUUAAACAAACCUAAUUCAAAUCAUAAUUGUCAAUUCAUCCAGACUUUUUCUGAUGAAUUCAAAUUUUAUUUUACCUUUCGUUGUUAAUGGUGUUGGAUAUUCAUCAAUAGUUUUUUUCUCUAAUUUAAGGAUCUGGACGACAAAAAAUAUCUCUGAAACAAGAAAUUACAUCUAUGGUUUCAAUCACUCAUAAGGAUGAUCAGAUUGUGGAAUCCAAAGAGAUCACGCCAAUAUCUACACCUAAAAACGCAUAUGACUCGAACAGUGAUGAACUGAAUGAUACUGAUGGGGAAGAAGUGAACGUAUGUGAUACCUGUGGUGUUCAAGGAUUUACAAAUAAGCUUGCCAUUUGUGAUAACUGCGGAGUUGGUGCAAAACAUACUUAUUGCAUGCCUGAAAAACUUGAGGAUGUUCCCGAAAGAUGGUCUUGCAAUGACUGUAUUGAGAUGGGAGAAAGUGAAUUUCAAAAACAAAAUGAUUUAAGCACUCAAACGUCUUCUGAAACUGUAGGUCUGGACUUGAACAUAGAGCCUAACCUAAACCUGAAUCCUAACAUAGAUCUCAAUCUAGAUCCUUCCAUAGAUCUGAAUGUGAACCCUAACCAAGACCUGAAUUUGGAUAUGAACCUGGAUCCAAACCUAGACCUGAGUGUGGAUAAUAACUUGGACCUUUCUUUAGAUUGUGGUUCAUAUUAUCAGUCGAGUUCUACCAGUAACUUCCAAGCUCAUACACGAAUGAGAGCAUCUCCGAAUCCUUUGCUUGGGCAAGGGUCCCUUGAAGAAGAAGAAGAAGACCAUUGUGCAAAGAGACGUCGUGUGGAUACACGACUCUCUCUAUGAAAUGGAUUUGAAAAAAUAAUAUUUUAGUAUUUUUCUAUUGUUCUGUAAAAGAAAUGCUUUUUUAUUUGUUAAUACUUUAAAUUAUACUUUUAUAUAUCUAUAAAAUUGGAUUUUAUAUUUAUCGUCAUAAUGUAAUUUUUUUUUAUAUAUAGUUUUAACUUUUCUUUGGUUAGUAGUUACUAUCUAUUGCGCUUUCCAUCGAUCUCCAAAUAUUAUUAAACAUGAAAUACUUUCAAAGUUGAACAUUUAAAAUAGCAUAUAUAACAACAAAUAUGAAUUAUUUAUUUUAGGAGAUUCCAAAAAAUAUGAAAUAGUUUUUCCAUGAAUUAUACGGUAUACAUAGACAAAUAGAAACAAAAUAAAUAUUUAAUAAUAAAAAUCGGAAUGCAAAUAACUUUUAACACUGGCAGAUGUGGAAGAACAAUUUUGGAAAGAGACAACAUGCAUAAUAUCACUAA
Molecule: messenger RNA, 4830 nt
Organism: Brassica rapa (field mustard)
Lineage: Eukaryota; Viridiplantae; Streptophyta; Magnoliopsida; Brassicales; Brassicaceae
Biological process (GO): negative regulation of transcription elongation by RNA polymerase II
Molecular function (GO): histone reader activity
Source: RefSeq, a predicted model, not a curated record